Marchantia polymorpha subsp. ruderalis is the source of this 2981-nucleotide messenger RNA. The record is from the annotation of a GenBank genome assembly. Lineage: Eukaryota; Viridiplantae; Streptophyta; Marchantiopsida; Marchantiales; Marchantiaceae.
UGACUCGGAGACGAGACGCGGAGGCGCCGCGGAGCAGAGUCCGGAGAGAAAGCGAAUUCGAAUUCGAAUUGAGUAGCGGUAGGAAGGAAGGAACGAAGGGCGCCCGACGACGCGAUCGGUUCGAAUUUGCGGACGAGGCGAGCCGCUCUCGUCGAUCUUCGUCCGAUUUAUGAAUGGCAACGUCUUUCCUUCUUUCUUGGGCAGGCGCUCGAUAAGAGUCGGACGUGAAACGAAAUUGACGCGUAGAAUGACAUUUGGCUGAAUGAAUGAUUGAUUGCAGGGGAGGACGACAUUUGGCUGAAUGAAUGAUUGAUUUCAGGGGAGGACGACGACGAGAGGAGAGAGAGAGAGAGAGAGAGAGAGAGAGAGGAUUGCGAGAGAAUUGCAGGUGCGUGAAAUGGCGAUUGACAUAAUAAAUGCACCACGAAGGAAAGAAGUCUGUAGAGGAAGGUGAGGAAAGAAGACCACGUCGUUCCUUGCACGAGUCCACUGGACUUCUACGUGUAUCAACAUCCUUUCGGGAAAAGUGAUGGUAGGAGGAAAAGUCUGCGUAGGAUGCGCGGAAUAGCAUGGGAAUCGGAUGUUAAGAGGAAGACUGAAAGCGAGGGUGCAGAAUCUGCUAAUCUUUCUGGAAUGUCAGAGACGUAGAGUGAGAGCCGGUCGAAGUCGAAAGCGGACAAUUUCGAAUUCUUCUCCGCUCAAUGGAGAAGUUGGGAGUCUUGCUCGGUGCUUGCGAUCAGGUGCCAUUAUCGACAUAUAUAUAAACAGUGUGCAUUCCUGCAUUGUAAAUCCACCACUCACUUCUGAGACAAAACUUCUGGUAUGAGCCGUGAAUAUCAACAGGCUCAAAGUCUGAGACUCGGAGACUCUGACUCGUAGGUGAAGUCUUGUUUCCCUACACCGGUACACUAGUUCAGGUGGCCAAAUAACGAACCUAUCCAUGCUUCUCCAACGCGGUCACCAAAUACCGCAAGGCAAAGCUGGACUUCGGUACAGAAGGACACUGGCACAAAUUUCUUUGGUGGCAGGAUUAAUCUUUCUUUACUCACUGCAACUAUACUUUUUCACAUAUCUGCAAACAUUCAAUCUGAAGUACACUGAAGUAUUUCUCGGAGAAGCAGAAUAAAUUCUGAAGUUGCUUGCCUUGAUCGCAUUAUGGCACGACAACGCUCCAAGCUACGUCUCGUGUUUGUUUUCCUGCUCUCCCUGCUCAACACGAGUCAGAUAGGACGCAUCGGUGCAAUUCAAUUUGAUUACAAAGACGCUCUAUCCAAGUCCAUUCUCUUCCUCCAGGCGCAGCGAUCAGGAAAGCUUCCAGACGAUCAACAAGUUACAUGGCGUGGAGACUCUGGCCUCCAAGAUGGCAAUCUUGCUAAUGUGGAUCUGACAGGGGGCUACUACGACGCCGGUGAUAAUAUCAAAUUUGGAUUUCCAAUGGCGUUCACUGUCACCAUGCUCUCGUGGAGCGCGAUAGAGUACACCAGACAAAUAACCCAGGCAGGAGAGAUGGAAAACUUACAGUCAGCCAUUCGCUGGGGAACGGACUACUUCCUGAAAGCUCACACAGGCCCUACACAGCUUUAUGUUCAGGUGGGAACACCUAGUUCAGAUCACAAUUGCUGGGAACGACCUGAAGAUAUGGAUACUCCACGCAAUCUUCUCCAAGUGAAUGCGAGCUCUCCAGGCUCCGACGUGGCUGCUGAAACAGCGGCUGCGCUGGCAGCUGCGUCUAUCGUGCUGAGAACUACUGACGAGGCCUAUGCUGAGCAACUGUUCAGUUCUGCAACCCAACUUUUCCAAUUUGCAGACACAUAUCGCGGAAAUUUUACAGGAGCAUGCCCCUUUUACUGCUCUUAUUCUGGAUACCAUGAUGAGCUACUCUGGGCAGCAGCAUGGUUAUACAAAGCGACCGGGACAACAUCGUACUUACAAUACGUGGUUGAAAACAAGUGCUGGGUAUCCACAGUCAGUGAAUUUAGCUGGGAAAACAAAGUGGCUGGACUGGAUGUGCUCAUGUCUAAGCUCUACUUGUCAGGGCAGUCUUCUCUGAAGUCCUACAAGUCGGAUGCUGACAGUUUUAUAUGCGCCAAUCUUCCCGGUAGUCCUUCCCGAAAGACCUCAACCACACCAGGUGGACUGCUGUAUGUGAGAAUUGGCUCCAACACCCAGUACGCAAUCAACAUGGCCUUCCUGGCGGGUCUUUACACUGAAUACCUCGAAAGCGCUAACAUCAAUCAGGUCAUGUGCGGCACGGAAUCUUUCACGCUCAACGAUAUUGUGUCCUUUGCUGAUAGCCAGGCAAAUUACGUUCUGGGCUACAAUCCUGCUAACAUAUCGCUGAUGGUGGGAUUCGGUAGCAAUUAUCCUCAGCAGGCACAUCAUCGUGGGGCCUCCAUUACAUCGAUCCACAUCAUGCCGCAAGUGGUCGGCUGUAGUGCCGGAUUCAAUAAAUGGUAUUCGAGGAAUGCUCCUAAUCCCAACGUAUUGACGGGGGCAAUCGUGGGCGGACCCAAUACCGUCGACCAUUUCGAUGAUAAAAGAUCCGACUCUUCCUGCACUGAGCCGACCACAUACGUCAAUGCUCCCUUCGUGGGUAUGAUGGCGCGCAUGGCUUACAGCAAGUCCGUGUCUUUGACGGAGCCGGUCACUACCGACUGACAACCUCGCUUCAAGGCCUUUUCGUGUAAAUCGGAUGGAUUCGAGGUUCGAAUCCAUGUACAAAGAAUGACGAGAUUGCAUUCCCAUUGUAGCAGAACGAGCUCUCAGAUAGGAGUUUCAUGUUCAGUACUGUAGUGCUCGACAAAUAGAUGUAAAUAAUUUCGCGUAGACUAGUGAACAGAUUAUUUAGGAGGUGAAUCAGGUCUACUGUAAUUAAUUCGUUCCUCUUCUGUAAAUGACCUGAUUCAGCUUCACAGGCAGCUCCUAGACAUAGAUUCUCUGGUCAACUGGACUCUAUCUCAGCCCCUUCACUUAUGGGAUAU